AUGCCUUGGCCUGCUGUGCCAUUAGAUUCAACUCGUCUUAUCAAAGCGUAUUUUCAAUCUUCUUAUAUUCCAAGAUUGUUCAUUGUUUCAUCCGAUGGAAAAAUUCUUUCACAUCAAGGUGUUGACGAUGUUAAACGUAAAGGUAUAGACGCUUUGAAAACAUGGACACAAGGAGAAACAGUGGCUCCUCCAGUGGAAGAUGAAUUUGAAUGGGAAGAUAUAUCAUGUAAUGGAUGUAGCAUGGAUCCUAUUAUUGGUCAAAGAUACUGUUGUUCUUCAUGUGAUAAUUAUGAUCUAUGUUCAACAUGUGCAAAGAAAGGACAUGAACAUCCACUUGAAUUGGUACCACAAUCGACUGAAGAUGACGAUGAUUGA
Rotaria sp. Silwood1 is the source of this 375-nucleotide messenger RNA. The record is from the annotation of a GenBank genome assembly. Lineage: Eukaryota; Metazoa; Rotifera; Eurotatoria; Philodinida; Philodinidae.